Molecule: messenger RNA, 1867 nt
Organism: Clupea harengus (Atlantic herring)
Lineage: Eukaryota; Metazoa; Chordata; Actinopteri; Clupeiformes; Clupeidae
Gene: pbk
Product: PDZ binding kinase
Biological process (GO): peptidyl-serine phosphorylation
Molecular function (GO): ATP binding; protein serine/threonine kinase activity
Source: RefSeq, a predicted model, not a curated record
AUGCGUCAUGACAAGCCCUGGGUUUUUGAAUCAUAGGCGCGGUCUUUGUUUUUUAACCAAUUGAGUAGACAAUCCGGCGCGAGGAAAGUAGUAUUCGUAAACAGUUAAGUAGACAAAUAAUAAAUGGCAGACAACAGUCCAAAUGCCUUCAAGACUCCCAAAAAGAGGAACUUGAAAAGCCCUCCAACUGGAACCCCCGUCACAAUUCCAGCGUCUCCCUUCAUGAAGAAGCUGGGAUGUGGAACUGGGGUCAAUGUUUAUCUCAUGGAAAGAAUGGGGAAACAGACGCAAUCUCCGUGGGCCGUUAAAAAAAUCAACAGCAAUUGUGCGAAGACCCAACAGAAUGUGUACCAGAAACGUCUGAAUGACGAGGCGAAGAUUCUAAAAGACAUACAGCAUCCCAACAUUGUUGGUUUCCGCGCUUUCACCACAGCGAAGGAUGGCUCCAAAUGCCUUGCCAUGGAGUACGGAGGGGAGCAGUCUCUCAAUGAUCUCAUCGAGAAGAGGAGGGAGGAAGGGCUGAAACCUUUCCCCGCUCCAGUCAUCGAGACGGUGGCUCUGCAUGUGGUUCGCGGCCUAAAGUACCUCCACAAUGAGAAGAAACUUCUACAUGGUGACAUGAAGUCCUGUAAUGUGGUCAUUAGGGGAGACUUUGACACCGUCAAGAUCUGUGAUGUGGGGGUGUCGCUCCGAUUGGAUGAGAACAUGCAGGUGAGUGACCCAAAAGCUCACUACAUAGGCACAGAGCCAUGGAAGCCCAAGGAGGCCCUGGAAGGAGGGAUUAUAACAGACAAGUCGGACAUCUUUGCCUACGGCCUGACGCUGUGGGAGAUGAUGACACUGUCCAUGCCUCAUCUGGAGAUGCUGGAUGAGGAGGAUGAAGAUGAUGAUGAUGAAGUUGAUGACGAGUCUUUUGAGGAGGACUUUGACGAGGACGCGUACUACGACCGGUUGGGCAGCCGCCCGCCCCUGGACACAGAGACGCUGGGCGGAGCCUACCAGCGCAUGGUGGAGCUCUUCUGCCUGUGCACGGAGGAAGACCCUCGCAAACGCCCAUCUGCCGCACAAAUCCUCCAGGUCCUGGAGGCUAACCACGCACAGGCCAACGAGACAAACAGCCAGGUCAUAGUUAUCGACUAGCACAGAAGUAGGCUAAAUUUACUUUCACACAAGAACCCAAGGCACUGUUGAAGGUUCUCCUUUGAGAAUGUACCAGAAGGUUCUAAAUAGCACCUCUUAAGGGAUGUAUAUGAUUUACACUGCUGAAAUGGGCUGGACUGGACUGGAAAUUUCUUUUGAUCAAGCUCAUUCAUUUUGUCUUUGUCUGGUUUUCCGUCUUGUUUAUCGUCAUGUCUUAUUUCUGAACUGUGCUCUUGUCCAUUGUCACCUUUUGUAUGUUUAUAAGUGUCAAAUGCGGUUUUAAAUGGUACAUAUGUACACACACACACACACACAGAUCAUGGCCAAUAAAAUGACUGCUUGUAUUUCAUCUGGGUGUUUUUUUUGGUAUGAUAGUGUGCACAUCAGGGUCUUUGAUGCAAGUUGUGCAAGGAUUUCUCUGUGGUAUAAUGAGCGUGUUAAUAAUAAUAUAAAACUGAAUAACAAUAAUUGAACAGUUGAGCUUUGUGUACACUUUUCACAGAAUAGAAAAUAUCUCUAAUUUUCCUGUCCUGUUUGGAUGAUCUUGAGUGGGAUUCGAGAGUUUGCACUGAACAGUAACUGUAAAAUAGGAAGAGGCCACAGAUAUGUCAACUUACAUUUGCUCUGGUCUUGCUAUGGGUUAAGGAGACUAAAGCAGCCAAAGACUGCUUCAUUUUCUCUGCUGUUGACCGAGUAAUUAAACAAUGCUCAAAUGUUUCAUUCAUUA